This is a messenger RNA of Notothenia coriiceps (black rockcod), 353 nucleotides long. RefSeq names its product semaphorin-4C-like. The transcript is spliced from 2 exons. Lineage: Eukaryota; Metazoa; Chordata; Actinopteri; Perciformes; Nototheniidae. The record is from RefSeq and is a predicted model, not a curated record. The annotation marks the transcript as partial. Gene Ontology annotation, biological process: axon guidance; semaphorin-plexin signaling pathway; neural crest cell migration. Gene Ontology annotation, cellular component: plasma membrane; synaptic vesicle membrane. Gene Ontology annotation, molecular function: chemorepellent activity; semaphorin receptor binding.
AUGAGAUGUGAUCCUGUACUCUCUCAGGGGGACCUGGGUGGUACCAGGACUCUGCAGAAGAAGUGGACCACCUUCCAGAAAGCCCGUCUGGAGUGCUCCCUCCCCGAGCGUCACGUCUCCUUCAACAACCUGAGGGCGGUGUUCACAAUGCCCGGCCCGGACUGGAGGGGCACCACCUUCUACGGCAUCUUCCACGCCCAGUGGGGUGACGUGGACGUGUCGGCGGUGUGCCAGUACCAGAUCAACGAUGUGAAGAAGGUUUUUGAAGGAUCCUACAAAGAGUACAGGGAGCCGUCUCAGAGGUGGGGGCGCUACACCGGGGCGGUCCCUGCCCCACGGCCUGGAGCGGUAAG